CCCAGCUCUGGAGUUUCCCGGCUCUUGUGACCACCGACAGGCAGGAAAAGCAACAAAUAAGUUCAACUACCCCGCCACCUUCCCGCGCUCCCGUCCCGUCAAACUGGAACUUGAAGGCUUGCUCUUGCUUGAGAGUCCUCCGAGUCGGUAAAGCUGGGCAUUUUAUAGACGGUAAAGAGCAAACACGAAGCAACUUGCAUGCAACUGGACCAUCUGAGAACUGCCACCAUCGUCACCCACCUCCAGGUCGUGGUCCCCGCGUCCACCUUCUCGUCCAGGUGAAGGUCGAUGCCUCGACACCCUGCCCCCGGCCACCACUCACCCACUCACAACCGCCAUGCCGACCCGACUAAUACCGUUGCAACUCCCUCAAAAGGUGGAAAGAGAGAGGGCUCGGAUGCUGGAGCUCCUACAGUACAACUAUGACGCCGAUCACUCUUCCAUCUACUACACCCACAACUCGAGCUCUUCCUCGUCCGACAUUGCCUCACCACUGCCCAUCACACCAACCUUUUCGCGCCCCAGCCACUCGCGUUACUCUGGUUCGACCUCUUCGCUCGAGAACAUUAUGCCUCCGAAUGCCUCCUCCGAGUGCCCCAUCUCGCCAUUACAACAAACGCAUCCCAACAAGGCCAACAAGACCCAGCUCCCCGAUGUGCAAGAGGAACCUUUGGAGAGGGAUUCGGUCGACAUCUAUGAAGACGAGGACGAGUACGACCUUUACUCCGGUGCAGACGAGGCCAGGCUAGGGGGACUUUACGAUUGCCUUUGCGACGAGGCAUGCUCCCACCACAACGAUGUAGCCCAAAGCAUUACUACCCGCCCUUCCAUGACUUCGGAUUUCGACUACGAUCUCGGGUUUUUGAGCGACACGGAGUUCAGUGAUAGUUCAAGGUCAAAGAAGAGGAGGCAUGGAUCAGAUGCUGGAAUGUCGUCUUGGAGUUCGAGGAUAGGGUCAAAGCUCCCGAGCUUUUCAAGAUGGGGAUCCACGUCAAGGCGGAACCAGUUUGCUUCCGCACCCGCCUCCGUCUCGUCACUCGUCCAGCGUCCCAGCAUCUCCCGAAACUUCUCCCGUGCCGCCUCGAGCAGGUCAUCGUCAAUAUCCGCUUCGAUGCGACGCCCUUCCGAGCAGCUACAACAGCAGCAACAACCGCAAUUCACCGAACCACCACUUCCCACCACCCCUGCGCUCUCUUUUUACGGCAGCCCCGACGAAACUGUUUCUCCUGCUUCCCCGCUCGAAGAUGCGCAGGCAGCCGCUGGAAAAAGCCUGGAACGGGAACGUGCCUUGGCAGCCACUCCUCUCCUACCUCCUCUAUUCACCGAAAGCCCACCAACCCAAGGAAACACACAGUCGCUUCAAACAUCACCUCUGCAGUCGCCGACCGUUGCUUCUUACUUCCCGGAUAUAGGCAACCCCCAACACUACCCUACGCCACCGCUGAGCACCAAGGCAUCAGUAGCAUCAUUCCGCCGCGCAACCAUUGCGAGUACGAUCAGUGAACUACCCUCGCCGCUUCCAUUCCUCGAGGACCAGGAUGCUUGGUCAGAUCGUCUAGGGCAUGCCAACUUUACGAUCGAGCCCAGGCCCUAUGUACCAGACACAGCCGAUUUGGCAACAUACGAGGCCUUCCGUGCUGAUUGGAACCAAGCCAGGAUCAACUUUACCAAACACCUUGUCCGGACUGGAGAACACUACGGCCUGACGUCAAUCACUUACGGUUAUACUCAAGAAAAAUGGGCAGAGAUAGAGCAGGAAUGGAGCGGGGCUGAGGAGGAUCUCAUUCAACGACUGGAACCGCAGUUAACCAGGGCGACUACGACACUGCUCCGUCGUGCUACCGAGGAUGUGCUCCCGGCUGCCGUCCCGGAAAUGUUGACGGAUGAGGGCAAGUUUCCCGACCGCGGCGAUGUUGACAUUGUCGGGCCAAUGGUCCGCGAUGCGGUCAUGGCUGGACACGACGAUAAGAAGAACAGUGCCUCCCUUUGGCUCAAAAAUCUCGUGGACAAAGUGGGGCGUCGGAAGUGAAGCGAAGGAAGGGAAAAGCAUCAUGUGCCGCCCACGCUGAGUAGGGAGGCAGAGUACCGAAUCACGAUUCGAGAAAGCCGUUGGAUACUACCCCAUCUUUUUGUUUUCUUGUUCGAUGGAUGGAUUGGAAGCGGACAAACAGCCUGCUAU
Messenger RNA from Neurospora tetraspora, 2179 nucleotides. RefSeq lists its product as uncharacterized. Lineage: Eukaryota; Fungi; Ascomycota; Sordariomycetes; Sordariales; Sordariaceae. The transcript has 2 exons. The record is from RefSeq and is a predicted model, not a curated record. Bases 338 to 2029 code for a protein of 563 amino acids.